Messenger RNA from Spirometra erinaceieuropaei, 996 nucleotides. Lineage: Eukaryota; Metazoa; Platyhelminthes; Cestoda; Diphyllobothriidea; Diphyllobothriidae. The record is from the annotation of a GenBank genome assembly.
AUGAGCGAGUCGCGUACUUUCUGGUAUUGCAUCCAGUCACUUUAUUGGCCCGAUUACUGUGACGUCCUACUCAUUGUGUUUUCGGCCACUGGACUCUUGCUGAACACUGCCGUAGCCGUCCUCCUAUUUCUCCUGAGAGGACCUUCAAAGACGAGUUUGGCGCUCCUACGAGGUCUAGUUGUGUCCUGUGCGAUGGCCUGUCUAGUCAACUUUAUUGAAAACACAACACCGAAGAUGGAGAAAACAUCCAGCUACCAUUUCAACCGCCUCGUCUGCAUUUUCUGGGUCAGUCGAUUCCUCUACUGGAUCUUCGUAGUCAUUGCAUCCCAAUUUCUCUUCUUCUUUGCUGUCUAUCGUCUGCUUGACUUGACCGGUGCUGACGGCUACAAGAUUCCAUCUGUAGAAUAUCGCAUACCGACGUACGCCACUACAAUCGUCGUCUUCAGCGUCAUUAUAACCUCACCGCAGACCUUCUCGGUGAACCUGGUGAACGAUGACUGUAACUGCUCCAGUCGCAAGAUCAAUAUUCCACUCCUAUCACUGAUAUAUGCACAAGUCUACGUCUGGAUUGCAAUUCUGAUUGUUUUCGAUGGCACUGUCCUCACUUACAUUGGUUUUCGUCUUUGGCGUUCGCACAGCACACCGACAGAGUUUAAACGAGAAGACAAGAUGGAACAGCUGCAUUUUUACAACACUGCCUUCACUGAGAUCAACAUGUCUGGCAGUACUGCUGUCUGCAACUCGAGCUGGAUAACAGGCUCCAUGUGCGUCAUUCCUCUGUCCAUCAGUUAUCUGGUACUGUUCUCCUAUGAUCAGAUCUACCAGUUCGCCAGCGCAGUCGACCUGCUUACGUAUGCCAUAGGGACUCGAGUUCAGAAAUUUGGCGGUCUCUUGAUCGUCCUACAUUGCGCCAUUGUUCCCAUCAUUGUGAUCAUCUUUAUUCGUCCUCUACGAUUGGGUGUGGUAAAAUACUGGAGAAUGUUGAUCAGUGUGUGA